Dicentrarchus labrax (European seabass) is the source of this 1794-nucleotide messenger RNA. RefSeq lists its product as uncharacterized. The coding region runs from base 4 to 987 and encodes 327 amino acids. Gene Ontology annotation, molecular function: transmembrane signaling receptor activity. Lineage: Eukaryota; Metazoa; Chordata; Actinopteri; Moronidae. Gene Ontology annotation, biological process: cell surface receptor signaling pathway. The transcript is spliced from 9 exons. The record is from RefSeq and is a predicted model, not a curated record.
CUAAUGCUCACUGCUCAAGGUCAGAACAGUUACUCUGCUCAGGAAACUGAUGCACAUUUUCCUUAUAUUGAUCCAAACCGACUGCAGUUCUUUGAAUAUGAAUCCUUCUCAGUUAAUUGUGCUGGGUUCCACGACCCAACUGAAUGGAGAGUGAUGAGAAAGGUUUCCUCGAAUGCUUCUCCACAGGAGGUAUCGACAGGAUAUUUGAACAUUAAACCAGCCUUUGUAUCUCACAGUGGAGAAUACUGGUGUGAAAAUAGAGACGGAGAGAGAAGCAACGCUGUCAACAUCAGUGUCACUGCUGGUUCUGUGAUCCUGGACAUUCCUGCUCUCCCCGUGAUGGAACAAGAAACCGUAACUCUGUGCUGUAGAAAAAAGGCAUCGUCCAACCACCCAGCUGAUUUCUAUAAAGAUGGCCGCUUCAAUAGGACUGUAUAUAAAGGCAAACUGACCAUUCACAAUGUUUCCAAGUCUGAUGAAGGACUCUACAAGUGCAAAAUCUCCGGAGCUGGAGAAUCAGCAGAGAGCUGGCUGUCUGUCAGAGCAUAUAUUCCUCCUGCACCUCAAGAUGCUCAAGAGACUCCUCCUGCUCCUCCUCCUCCUCCGAGCCCUGACUCCAUUCAGCUCUCCACCGUGUUAUCGGUUGUCUUCGCCAUUUUGUGUGUGGCUGUGCUGCUGUUGGUCGUGGGACUACGUCAGUAUCGGAAACAAAGAGGAAAUGAACCUGCGAGUGCAGUUAAUCCACACAUGGCUAUAUAUGCUAAUGUCCAAAAGCACACGAAGAAAAGAGUUCCGAAUUUUUCUUCUGAGAUGCAAACAACAGGAACAGACCCAGCCUGUGAACAUGCUCAUGUAGCUGAUCCACACAUGGAAAUAUACGCUAAUGUCAGACAACACAGGAAGAAGAGAGUUCCUGGAGAAGCAAAGGCAGCUGGUAAAAAGCCAAACAGAGCAAGGAGAGAGGUCACUGAGAGCAGGAAUACCUGAGAUGGAUGAGAGACUGAGAGCUUUGUCAAACAGUAUUAAAUAGAUGGUGAAAUGCAACUGUACUUUCUACACAACUUUAAACAACUAUGUAUAUUUUUUCAUAUUGUUCCAUGAUUACUGGCCUCUUGCUAUAGUGUGCUGCAGAUGGCAAACCUUACUCCCUUUCUAAGGGAAGGUGUCUUUCACUGUAGUCAGUGUGUAGUACAUAACGGCAUACUGCUUCACAUAGUAGCAUGAAACUAAAUUGAUUUUUUUUAUCAUCAUGACACUGGUCAAAAUUGUGAUGAGAGAAUAACAGCGGUACAAAAAUGAAAAAUGACAGUUAUAUAUGGGCUUGUCUUUACUCUGCCAUUGUUGCUGGAGUAUAUGACAUGUGAUUAAUAAUCCUCGGCUGAUUGCCUGUUGGAAACAUUUUUGAACUAGAUGUCAUGAUUAUCAUGAACUGACUGACAACAUCAGAUCCUAUUUCUAAAAGGUGGUGGUUUAUUAUAGUGAAACAGUUAAACCACAUUGUUCUGUCUGCUCUGCCGGUUCACACAAUACAGUAACAAUACAGUUAGAGGGUGGAGUUUAUAUGUUACACAUUCUAUAUUCAUAAAAUGGGUAAUCAUGCUUCACACAUCAAAAUGAUCCAUAAUUAGUUGUUUAAUCUAAAUAUUAUUGUUAUUUAUUUUUUACUUUCACAGCUUUGUUUUUGAGCCACAAGAACUCCAAAUGACAAUAUUACCCUGUAACUGCUGGAACUAAGUUUGCUAAUAUCUCCAGAUCACCUUACAGUGUGAUAUGAUCUUGUAUAUAUAUAUAUAG